Molecule: messenger RNA, 1693 nt
Organism: Cinara cedri
Lineage: Eukaryota; Metazoa; Arthropoda; Insecta; Hemiptera; Aphididae
Source: the annotation of a GenBank genome assembly
AUGGAAAAAUCAGUAAAAGUCAAGAAACCAACAGAUGAGGUAUUAAUUCGCAAUGCCUUUAAUGCUUUACGAAUGGAACAAAAACAACUAGCUACAAAAUUGUCUGAAAUCGAACUUGAUCUCAAUGAACAUAAGUUUGUUGAUUUGUAUUAUAUUACAUUAUAUAUUUUUCCCUUACAUAAAUACAUUAAUAAAUAUUUUUACAGUACUGUUAUCGAAACUUUAAAAAAGUUGGAUGGUGGCAGAAAAUGUUUUAGGUUAAUAGGUGGAAUAUUAGUUGAAAGGAAUAUUAGUGAUGUACUACCAACACUCAUUAAGAACAGUGGAGAAGUUAGUAUUUUUUGUUAUCAUAUUAUAAGGUAGAUAAUUUUAUAUAUAAUUUUAAGUUAAUCAAUGUAAUCAAAGCUCUUUGAACAGAGAAAAUUAGUAAUUGCACACUUAGGAUUCUAAGCAUCUACUUACAAUAAAUAAUAUAAAAUUGGAACAUUUCUACUUUAUUGGACACGCUUUAUUUUUGAAAAUUGGUUUUCCUAUCAUAUUUCUUUUAUGAUUAAAAUUUUUAAAGCUACUAUUAUUAAAGAAUUUGGUGUAAAGAAAAUGUCAAUAACUACAAACUGUCAAAAGUCCGUAUUUUUUAAAUUUUUAACCCUUUCACGAAUUCCAAUUAUGUUUACACUUUUAUCAGUGAGUUUUUCCAUUGCUGAAUGUAGUUUUGAAGUUAUUUUUAUUUUUAUUUGCACGCUUGCACAAUAUAUUAUCUUCUCGGUGUGAUGUUGCAUAAAAAAACUGUGAUUUAUUUAAUAAAUUUAAGCCCAUAUGUCUUGUAGUACAUACUCCUAAAUAUGUGUUGUGUAAUAUUUUUUUACUUUCACAUACCCAGCAACACUUCCUUGGUCUCAAGCAAUUGUUUGAUGUUAAUCUUAUAAAAACUGGUAUUUUCAUUUUUGCUCUAGCAGGUAACAUACAUACAUAUUACACGACAAACACAAUACAUAAAUUCAUGGUAUACAUAAUUAUGUGUAAAAAUAAUUAUGAAAUUUAUCAAUAUCAUUUUCUAGUACCUGAUAUUUAAUGUCUGUAUUUAUAAAUAAUUAAGGAGUUUUGCAAUGUCAUUAGAAAAUUAAAUAACCAUAUUUUCUUUGUUUACAAUAUAACAAUAAUUUUAAAAUUUUUAACAUAAUCUGGGCUGUAUUUACAUAUUGACAUCUUACCUACAGGCCUGUAAAAAAUUGACCACCUAAAUUUAAUAUAAUUUAAAUUAUUCGACAAGGAUCCCAAAAACCCACUCCUAGUCUUGGAGAACAAACUUAAUAUUGAGAACAAACAUUUGUUUUUCCAUUAAUAAAUUUGCUAUUGGAUAUACUUUUAUUAUAUUUGUCUAAUAGAAAAAAGGUUGUAUUAAACAUUAUGAUAUGUAACAAUUUAAUUUCAGAUGAGAAAAAUAAUAAACACAUUGAAUGAUCAGUUAACUAAAAAGGGAACAGAAAUAAAUGAAUUCAAGCAAAAACACAACAUACAAGUUGGAGGAAGAGGAUUUAGCCCAAUGAUGACAGAGACAGUUGAAGGUCAAAGUGGAGAAAAAAAAAUGAACAUGGAGGUUUAGUAAUUGAUAAUAAUGUUUGAUUUUUACUUUUCUUUAAAUCUAACAUUUUAUAUAUGCUUAUUAUAAAUAUUUAAUGUUGCUUUUGGGUGC